GUGUGAAGAAAAUAGCAAGCUAAAGACAGUAUAUUUUUUCUAAGCCUUACCAUUGGAAAACAAUUAUCAUCACUGCCAGCUACGGUAUUAUUACUAUCACUAUCAUCAUUCUUCUCAACGCGAUUGAAAAGUGAACGAUAAUUCUGCUUUAAUUCGUGACAUAAGUGAAAGAUUUAAAGGCAAUAAGUACGUAGAAAUAAAGUAAAAGGAACUUGAGUAAAUAAAAAAUUUGAAAAAAAUAAAAAUAAAAAAAAAACAUUAAAUAUGGAUACGGGAACCGUUCGUCUAGUAAUUUUCUUGGGGAUGUUCCUCGUGUUCGCUGGUGAUUACACGGCUCUGAUGUCGACGAUAUUCGGCAUUAACGGUGAUAAAAAUGGCACAACGUCUCUCACCAAGCGGCCGCAAAACUCGCCGAAGGAUUCGCCACGUGGUCAGUCGCUGUCGGAGGAGGAAAAUUUUUUGGAGGAUAACGGAAUAUCUGAGAAAGCGAAGCUCAUGUCAACGAUAAAAAGCGCCUGCCUGCCGAAAUUGAUUUGCGAACUUACAGCAUCGACGAAUCAGGAUCAGCUCAGCGACAUGGAAAGAUCACUCCUUAAUCUGAUAAGAGACACCAGUCUCAGCACAACAGCCGAGGUCGCAUCGAGGUAUCAUUUUGCCGCUCACAUGGGUCAGCUGAUUUCCGGUCUCGAGGGUCAAGGCUGCCACAAUUUUUACCCGACCUGUCCUUUUCCCGGUUCGACUGUUCUCAGCAUGAUGAAGAAGGUCCGGAUGCGCUGAUCGAGGAAUAAGA
Messenger RNA from Diprion similis, 790 nucleotides. RefSeq lists its product as uncharacterized. NCBI's taxonomy places the organism in Eukaryota, Metazoa, Arthropoda, Insecta, Hymenoptera, Diprionidae. The record is from RefSeq and is a predicted model, not a curated record. The transcript is spliced from 3 exons. The coding region runs from base 265 to 777 and encodes 170 amino acids.